Molecule: messenger RNA, 757 nt
Organism: Musa acuminata subsp. malaccensis (wild Malaysian banana)
Lineage: Eukaryota; Viridiplantae; Streptophyta; Magnoliopsida; Zingiberales; Musaceae
Cellular component (GO): mitochondrial large ribosomal subunit
Source: RefSeq, a predicted model, not a curated record
ACCAGAUGCAACCCCAUCACCGCCUCAAAUUCUUCCUCCUCCUCCUCCUCCUCCUCUAAGGGAGAACUUCCUAAUCUUCGCGGCGGCCGCCGCCUCCUCGGAUACCGCGCUACGCCUGUUGCCCGACGAUUUGCCUCUCUACUGGAACAGGAUGCUGAAGUUUCUGUCGAAGGUGCGGGUGGAGUACAACGCUCUGGACCCGCGGAAGGCGGCGUGCGUCGAGAUCUUGGCGCAGUGCAAUGCCCGUAAGGCUAAGGAAUCCAACCCCUCCUGCCAGGUUGAGCUGCAGCGCCGCACCGACGACAGCCCCCCGCGGAUCGCUGUGACCUACGUCAAUGGCGUCGAGGAGAUCAUAGAUGCCGCCGGUGUCCCCGCACAGGCCAUCCGCCAGCGCAUCUUCGACCGCGGCCAGCUCCUCGAGACCGAACAGAUGUUCCGCGAAGCUGGCGAGCCGUGGCCCGUACUCAUCCCCGAGGAGGAGAUCCACCAAUCCUUCCCCGGUACUAAGCCAAAGAAAGCUGAGGAACAGAAGCUGUGACAAGGACACUGGAUCCAGCUUUUUCUUGAGAUCUUCAUUUUCUUUAGAUCUUUCAUGUCAGACUUGAUGUUUUAUGCCUGUUUGAGUUUCUGACUUGAUAGCAUUUGUACGAGUGUGUUGUCCUAAUUUCGACAUUUGGGCUCAGUUUUUGAUGUGGUGUCCUUUAUGUAUGGUUAGACAGAUGACUUGUUUGUGAUCUAAUAAAUAAUCCACAUAGGU